Messenger RNA from Xiphophorus couchianus (Monterrey platyfish), 5158 nucleotides. It is a transcript of the gene rnf228, whose product is annotated as ring finger protein 228. The transcript has a single exon. Lineage: Eukaryota; Metazoa; Chordata; Actinopteri; Cyprinodontiformes; Poeciliidae. Gene Ontology annotation, biological process: protein ubiquitination. Gene Ontology annotation, molecular function: ubiquitin protein ligase activity. Bases 754 to 1524 code for a protein of 256 amino acids. The record is from RefSeq and is a predicted model, not a curated record.
AAAUAUAUCCGUGUACUUCUCAAUAAUGUGCUUCUUGCCUCUUUAGAAAUUUCUGUCCUGGGACAAAAUAUGAAAAGAUUAAAGGGGUUUCUUUGCCAUGUAACGCAUAUAAUAUUUAGGUUUCAUGGCUUAAAAGACUGGGAUGUUUACAUAUUCAGUCAUAUGAAUUACCAUUUAAUUUGAGAGGAAAUUAUUCUAACGGAAUAAACAAUUUGAUUAAUUGUUCAUUUUCAUUUUCAGUUGGUGUUUGCGCUUCGUCAACACAGUAAACAGAGGCACGCUGACUGUCAAAGUGAGAAGGUGUCGGAGAAACAGCUGGACAAAGCUGACGUUCUGCUGCCAUACAGUCGGGUGAGUUUUGACGCUCUUUGUUCCAGGAAACAAUGAAGUGGCUCCCCCCACCCCCAAAUGAGCGCAUCCCACUGUACGCAGCGUCUACGUAAUCUGGCUGCUGGAGCUCUGAGAACAACAACACGCACUCGGGACUGAGGGAUGCUGCUGGAACCCAGUCGAUGAUGCGCCCCGCGCUCCGCAGGAGUCACCGCCAUUACAUCAUCUUCCCCCGCUCGAGAGCCGUUUAAUCACCGUCUCUAACUGGGAUCCCGGCCGUUUGGAUCGAGCAGCGGGGAUUAAUGAAACGCGCGACCAUGGCGUUUCAAUGAAAGCAGUGGAGGGGAGGGAGAGAGCAGGAGAGACGUGCACCGUCAUCAGCAUCUGUCCGCCAGCUCCCUUUGUUUUCACCGGAGAACGUGAAUGGCGAGAGAUGACAUGGCAGAGGUAGACUUGCCAUCAAACGGAGCGGAGCCCCCCGGUGAGGCCUCCCCGGCGUUCCCCUAUGAGGAGUACGAGUGUAAAAUCUGUUACAAUUACUUCGACCUUGACCGGCGGGCUCCGAAGAUCUUGGAGUGUUUGCACACGUUCUGCGAGGAGUGCCUGAACACGCUUCACCUCCGGGAGGAGCGGCCAUGGCGCAUCAGCUGCCCAGUGUGUCGCCACCGGACGCCUGUCCCGGACUACCGGAUCCAGAACCUGCCCAACAACACCAAGGUGACGGAGGAUUUCCCGCUCUACAUCGACUCGGACCCCUUGCCGCAGGACGCCCUGCCGCCGUAUCCUCCGCCUCUGCACCCGGCUCUGGUCGCCCUCCGCCGUGAGGAGGCGUCGGGCGCGUCCGGCGCCAGCCAGGCGACUGCUUCCACCACGGUGUCCACGGCCACUACCCUCUCUCAGGACUCGGUGCGCUACGACAGCUGUCAGAGCUGCAAGAGGGUGGCGCUGACCACCGGCUGCGUGUGCGUGAUUUUCUCGUUCCUGUCCAUGCUGGUGCUGCUGUUCAUGGGCCUGAUUUUUGUGCACAGCCACAGCAUCCCCCCUUCUCCGGCCGGACCCAUCUGUUUGUCGGUCGCCAGUAUACUGGCCAUGUUCUCUGUGGUCGUCACGUGGCUCAUCUGCUGGCUCAAAUACAGACCUGACCAUGAGACAGGCCGCGCGUCCGCUACCAGUAACUCCAGGAGGAACGCCUGAUUGGCUGCUGGCUCUGAUGUACCAGAGCUGUGUGUGUGUGUUUGUGAGACCAUGUACAUAGGAGGCAACACAUUUUUUUUUCUUGCUCCCUUUACUUUUUUUAGGGAAAAUGGCCUUUUAUCAGUAUAGCAAACACCCAAAGGCCUUCAUGUUGUUUGGAGCAAUAUAGGCCAACUUGAUCCUUGAUAAUCAUUUUUCCUAAGCUUAUGCACUGGACUUUGAGGUGGUAGCUGACUGGACGUGUUGCUGCUUGAACUUCUUACUUUGAUGAGAUUUUUGGGGUGUAUUUGGUUUGAUAAAAAAACCAUGAAGUACUUAGAUUUGGGUUUAGUACCCUUCCCGUCACUGUCUAGCUAUAUAAUAUGCAUUUACCCCCACUAUGCCACUCACUGUAUGAUAACUGUCCACAGUGAUUCAGUCACAUCUCAGAAACACCCACCAGUGUUAUUGUACAGAUACGCUCACUUUAGGGGUUUUGAUUGAAAGGGUUUGGUUUUGAUGGAUGCUUACUGCGUGUUUAUGUGGUGAAUCUUUAAAUCGGAUCUCAGCUAAGCUGCAUCCACAACGGAAUCAUGUAAAUAGGUCAGAGGUAUGGACAACUGCUGCAGGAUGUUUGACGUGAUCAGCCUUUUUUUAAGAGGCCUUCCUUUGUGCUUUACCUUUAUCUUGCAGGAUGGUACUGUUUUUACUGCCCACUUCUUCCAAGCAAAGGAAAACGAAGAGACAACUUGUGAUUUUGAACCCGUGUUUUGCUACUUUAGUGCAUGUGAGGUCAUUCUAUUCCUUUCUUUACUUUAUAAUGAAAGAGACAGGUUGUCUCCUGACUUUUGUGCCUCACCGUGUUUCUAAAUGAAGUUAAACUUCACUGCUAUCAGAAUCAGACAGCGUCUAAGCUCGGGUGUAAAUGGGGAUUCCCUCAUCUGCUCUCAUCUGUUACUUACACUCUGGUAGUUAAAGACAGGGUUUUCCAACGUAUAGCACCCUUUUGUAUGUUAGAAUAAUGUAAAAGCUUUUACAUGCUGCUUCCGAGGAGAGAAAUGUUGGGCAGGUGCAGUCAAGAUUCCCACUUCAGCUACUUCCAAGUUCACCUCUCUUCUUUUUCUCCAAAGCCAUAAUUAAGAAUUGUGUCACCUUUACAGGUGCAGUGAGCCGGUUUUGAAUUGGUUCACUCCCCAGUAGGUCUGGAACCCUAUUAGCUAUACUCAAACAACAGACUGUUAGAAUACAACUGAUAACUUUUGAUUCAACAGGUUUAAUUUUUGUGGUUACAAAAAACUCUUCAAUUUGUUAAAUUGCGGCUUUAAAUGUUAGAAUUCAUUUCUUUGAAUUUGUCUGAAAACAAAGAGAUUCUCCGACCUGACCCUUAUGUCUGGGCUAGCUAGAAGAUUUUUUCUAUCCCCAAAUUAUCAAACAAAAUACAAUUUUUGAAUUUAUUUUAUUGAAUUAUAUUGGCAAAACUGUAACUAAUUUUUAAGAUAAACUUGUUUAACUGGUAGGUCGUCCUUUCCCUUGACCACCCCAGCUAAGACCAGCCUUUUGUUGACAUUGCGGUUAGAAAGGUUAGAAAGCUGAGGUUAGAAAGCUCACCUUACAAGUUGGACUUUAUCAUCAGCGUAAUCAUAGUAGCUAAAAUAAAAAAAGCUCUUGACUUUAAAAAAAAUUGAUGGUUUGUGUUAUAAAUAUUUAUCCAUAACAGAGAUCGUAUUAUCAAUGCAGCCACUUUGAUCUGUAUUAAGGGAGCCUAAUCACCUACAUUGGUAAAAUUGGCUCGUAAAAUUAAUUGAACAAUUUGUAAACAAUUUGUGUAAUAGAGUAUUUCUGAAUAGAAAUCAUGUAAGUUCUACUGCCAAAAAAACAACUUCCAAACAUGUUCUAAAAUCUAUAGUUAAAUUUGAUUAAUUGUAACUAAGUGCUUAGAUUGUUUUGCUCUUCUGGUUUGUCCACCUUGCUAAUAAGAAACCACAAAUAACUAUACUUUUUUAUUAAAGCAUAAAAUGGUAAUAAACAUUUUGAAUCCGUUCUCUCAAGGUGAUAUAUAAAGCUUUUCUCUAAUUUGCGUCGUAACCUCAGGAUUAGAAACUCAGCUUUAUCAUUCAGCUAAAUGAGGAGCAGUUACCUGCAAUGAUUAUUUUUUUUAAAAACUGGUAAAAUUGAACUUGAUUUGUAUAAAUCUAAAUGAAUAUUUCUGAGCAGACGUCACGUAGAUAGAAAAUGUAGUCGAUCCACUAAAUGAGUUGCGUUCUAACCAGUUACAUCAUUUUGCCCCCCUUUUUUGUUCUCCAAUUUUAAAAAGAAGCUUACAAACAAAUCAAUUGGAUUAUGAAAUGGCAUCGGACUUAUUUUAGCAGGACAUUCAAAGACCCUUUACAUGAAAUCAGUCAUUUCCAUUCACACACAAGUUCACAUUAAUAUAAUUUUAACACAUUAAUAUAAGAUUCAGGCAUAAAAUGUUAUUGAAGUAGUGAUACAUUUUAAAUGUAAUCAAACACUUGAAAACAUUGUAAAUGCUGUGGCUUUCAUUUACAACCACACCUCAUUGUGUCACUCAUUGGCAAAGACUGCCUCAAGACUAAGUUCAUCAUGCUAGCUACUUAGCUUUAGCAUUAGCACUGUGGCUGACCUAGUUUAGCUGGAUGCAAUAUUUAAUUCUUGCUCCAACACCAGUCUUAUUGCAGUUUUUAACAUUUAAUUGACAACACAAUUUGUAACACCCUUCCAGAUAGGUAUCUUCUAGAUACUGAACCAGAUGAAGAAGAAGAGUUAGCUUAAUCAAAAUAUUUAGUAAAAUUGAGUUUAAAAUGAUUAUGUAGGCUUUGCUACCAAAAUAAAGUAGAUAAUGUUAGCAUUUUGCUAUUAUCGUCCAUUACAUUUACAAACUAAUUUCCUUGAUUGAACUAUAACUAUAUUAUAUAAAAUGUAAUAGGUAAUACCUCCCCAAAACAUUUUUAUAGUGAAUGUGGCUGAGUUUAGAUAAAUGCAGUAGGAUUAUGGAUGUUGAAAGCUGGUAGGUAACUAUAAAAACACCCUGCAGAUGGUGAAAUGAAACUAUUUCCACCUUAAAUGUUUGCAUGCUGGAAUACACUUUGAGUCUCCAUGGAAUACAACAGGAUCAGGAUCAGACAGUGUAGUGUAAUGGAAGUGGGCUAAACGGGAGGGUGUUAUUUUUGUGAUUGUACAAUUCUGAUGCUUCAUAAUCUAAAACAAAAUGUCAACAUGAACUGUAUUAAUGUAAAACUGAGAAAUUGUGAGACUAACAUGUUUUUCUCUGAGCCUUUCUGUUUGAAAGUAUUCCUGGCUGCAGUGGAGGAGAGAAACAGCAAAGCCAGUUUCCCAUGGUUAUUGAUGGUUAUUGAGCUAGAGCCCUGCCAAUCCUAUUGCUUCAAUCAGCCUGCUUUCCCCAACAAGUACGAUGCACUUUCACCCUCUUAUUUUACACAAGUAAUGGGGUAAAAACCUUUGACCAAUGUAAGCAUAAUGUAUUUAUUUCUGAGGACCUAGAAAACAUUGUUAGUUUUUAUGAGAGUCUGUGGUUGUCGUUCAAGUUCCAAUUGUAUUUGCACAGAGAAAUGUCUUUAUGUGCUGAUUUACAUGCAUAAACACAUUUCAGUAAUAAAGGAAACAUGCAUACCAGUCA